AGCUUUUAUUAUUCUGUCUCUGCCCUCUCCUGGCCGCGGUUGGGACAGUAUCAUGUUGUUCCCACUGUUCUCUCGCUCCAUGACAAAAACCAACUCGGAUUCGGUCGUCUAGAGCUCCUUGCCAAUAGCGUCCAAUAGCGUCCAACAGCGAGAAAUGCGAGGCCUGUUGAGGUCUGAUGCUCUUGUCCGCAAAGGGCAUCCUGGGAACAGAGCCGCUGACCCUCUCGUCUCACAGAUGUCCAACCAUAGAAUGGCGGGCAAGCCUCUACUGUCCUUGGUGUUAUGGAUGACAGCAUCUUCACUUUCCAACGCCGCCAGCGCCGGUCUCCCAAGCGAUAUAGCCAGUUUCAUCCCUUCCUGCGCAUGGGGCUGUUUUCAAUCCUUCCUAUCAGCCAACUUCGAUGCCGAGGUCUGUGGGCCGGCACUGUCUUUGCAGUGUCUUUGCCGGAAAACCGGGAGGUCAGGGUUCACGAUUGGGGAGGGCGGCGUUCAGUGCAUUGUUGCCGAGAGUAAUCGGAAUUCAUGCCAUGGAUCCGAUGCAUCAGGACAAGCCGUGACCAAGGCAUACGGCAUGUGCUUGGGAGUGGCCAAUGCAGCUCCGCAGACCCAUGCCACCAUCGUCGCGACGAUGGUGAUUCCAUCAGGUACCGGUGCGGUAGUUGUGCCCACCGUAACCAUCACAGCAGCUGCAGGGGCUAUCACGGCACCUGUAGAAGCUAGCUCGACGGCAGUACAGGCGGCACCGGCAACACCAACGAGUUCACCAAUCUCUACAAUAUCACCAGAUGAGCCAAGCGUGUCCAGAACGUCUAAGCUCACGACCGCUCAGAUUGCCGGGAUCUCCGGUGGCGUUGCUGCGGCCGUGGGCUUAGCGAUAGGUCUAAUCUUUUUAAUAAGAUGUAUUCGCAGGAGGAGGUAUCGUGAUCGGGAAUCAGGGCUCUUGACGGGGCGGGGCUCGCGGGGUUUUGGUUUGCUCAAGAGCAACCAGAAUAGCCCAAAUCUCCAGAUUUCCGCGCCGAUACACAAGACUCCGGUAGAAAUGGAUUUCAAAAGACCGGGAGACCGGGAGAGCAUUCUCCCCGGCUCGAUCGGCCUGGCCAUUUCCCGCCCUAACACCACACCCUCGGCGGGAACGACCCAAGGCCGGCCCCUGACCUACACAUCGAAUACCCAGGAAACCCAAGAACCCCCGAAACCAACCUUGACCUUGACCAUCCCGCAGACACCAGGGUCGCACCAACAUGAAGCACGGGUAACCUUGACAGGGCGCGAAAGCGUAGUGACAGAGUUUGCGGAGGACGGCGAGCCAGAUAGUGCCACCGGAGCUCAUGUAUGGCGGCCACCUCCAUCAGACCCGCAAUCGGCGACAACCUAUUAUGUUGCUGAUAAAUGGGGCAACUGGAUUCUCGCCAACCAGAAACGAAAAUCCCAAGCGGCCGAGCUUGAAGUACCGAAUCCCUUGACCGGGACGAAGAAGUCGGAGAGAGCGAUGGGCGCCCCAUCCGGCCCCCCCGUCGACGAUACGAGACUGGCCCCUUCACUUCCAGCAAGACUGGCGCCCACCAAAUUGGGCUCGCCGAUUGUAUUCAAGGACAAAGCAGCCGCCAGCGGUGUGGGCGUGCCGUCCAGCAUCUAUUCAAACUUCAGCGUGCCACAGUCGGCUACUCUGAGCCCUGGCAAUCAUUUGCCGAGGGCACAACCCCCGCCGAGCACGUACUUCGAUCUCAUCCGAGAGAGCGGUGCCGGGCAUAUAGGGGUCCCGGUGCAAAGGCGCAAUUCACGACGAGCUAGUCGGCCAGUAACGCGGAAUUCCUACGAGUCCGGAACGACGAUCGAGUCAGCAGGAGCCGGCGAUGAAGACGACAUUGACGACGAGCCACAAGAAAUGCUGUCCCUUGUCGUCGAGUCACCUCAAACACCGAUCUCGCCUGGGACGUCACCCGUCUCCUAUCCCAGGAUUCCCGGUGCAGGAAGCACGCCGGCGAGGCACCCAACCCCCAACAAGGGGCCCGCAUUUUCGCUCUUCCCGGCACCCUUAAGAGCAAGCAUCCCCAAUGGGCAUAGGCAGCUAAGCUCAACCCCGGGAGUCAUGGAGCCCGUGAAGUCGCAUCAGGCCCCCCCACCAUCCCAACCCCCCAGUAUCCGGCAACCUCUCCAGGCACUGGCUCUGAACCUUCAGCCCAGCCGCAACCCGGCCCAUAUAAGAAACGGAUCGCCCGAAGCAAGGUCGAGUUCGGCACCUCCGGAACAGCAGCAGCGACAGCCGUCACCGCAAACCCUCCGAGUUGGCGAAUCGGUGAAUGGAUACAACUCCAACGCAAGCUCCCUGCUCCCCAAGCGCCUCGGCGCCGACCGAGCCGCGGCGCUGGUCCUAGGCGUCGGGGCGCCGAGGGGUAAAUGGCGGCGAGACGGAGGUGGGCAACAGCAAGGCGGCGCGCCGGGGUUCAUCACGGAUGAGCUCGGGCACGUGGCGUUGCCGGCAACACCCGGGUGGGAGCCGAAGCUGACGCUGACGCGCAGAGGGGAGGAUUUGUUCCUCAAUGUGCAAUAACGAAAACCUAGGGCAAGGGCGAGGGGCGGAAGGGGAUACACUAUCGUUUGUUAUCGUUUCCUUGCGUUCAGGUUCUAUUCUCCUUGAUUUUUUUAUUACUCUAUCAUACCCUCUUCGGGCGGCGUUUUUUAGGACGGGAUAAAUUGGGGUUUUACCAUGUUGAGGGCAUUUCUGGCGUUCACAGUACCUCUCUUGUAAUAUUUCCAUCACAGCAACUGCUUUGCCAGGCAGUGCAACUGUUAAACUAGGGCUUUUCUUAUAUCAGUUUUACUCCCUACUAUGUACAUACGAAGUUCCAGACAUUCUUCGGCAAGCAAAGUAUAAGAUUAGUAAUCCCCGAGUCAUCGGAAGUGAGGACCGAGGUCACGGAGUAAUAUCGCGAUCACUACCUAGUUGGAUUUCUAAGCAUCCGCAAAUCGCCG
Messenger RNA from Phialemonium atrogriseum, 2973 nucleotides. RefSeq lists its product as uncharacterized. NCBI's taxonomy places the organism in Eukaryota, Fungi, Ascomycota, Sordariomycetes, Cephalothecales, Cephalothecaceae. Bases 155 to 2551 code for a protein of 798 amino acids. The transcript is spliced from 2 exons. The record is from RefSeq and is a predicted model, not a curated record.